This is a messenger RNA of Lactuca sativa (garden lettuce), 3377 nucleotides long. RefSeq lists its product as uncharacterized. Gene Ontology annotation, biological process: mitotic sister chromatid cohesion; DNA repair. Gene Ontology annotation, cellular component: chromatin; nucleus. Lineage: Eukaryota; Viridiplantae; Streptophyta; Magnoliopsida; Asterales; Asteraceae. The record is from RefSeq and is a predicted model, not a curated record.
CUUGUUCCUUUUAGAAUUCCUCAAUUCUCCUCCCUGUCCACAAAUGUUCACAAAAACAAGCCCUAAUUUCCCUCCUUUUAUGUCUCAAAAGCAAUGGAUAAAUUCUCUCUUUGAAUGCUGUUAUAGUUUCUUUCAGUAGAAAAUCAACUGUUUUUGCUGUUCCAUCAAAGAUCGUGCUAGAUUUCUAGGGUUUUUAAGGGUUUUGAAUGGUACGAGUAGACUGAGGUGCAUCAGACUACUUUUUGUCCGAGGAGAAACCUAAGAUUGUGAGAGAAUUUGAAAAUGGUGACGACAGAUGUUGAGCUGCAACUAACGCAACAGCUCAAGGAGGCAGGGAAGCGGCUUUUACGGCCCCCGACUUCCGAUGAUGAACUUCUCCAUGUUCUUGAUCAAACGGAUAAACUUCUAUCGAUGGUGGAUCAAUCACCGAAUGAUUUAAUGAAAGAAGUACUAACUCCAUUACAAAAGUGCUUGGUUGAUAGAAGUCUUGUAGAUCAUUCAAAUGUGGAUGUGAAAGUUGCAGUGGCUGCAUGUCUCAGUGAAAUAACAAGAGUCACAGCACCUGAAGCCCCGUUUGAUGAUCAGGAACUGAAGGAUGUCUUUCGCUUGAUUGUUUCUACAUUUGAGAAUUUAUCAGACAAGUCCAGCCGCUCGUAUAUCAAGAGGGCAUCAAUUCUUGAAACUGUUUGCAAAGUCAGAUCAUGUGUUAUUAUGCUUGAUCUUGAAUGUGAAGAGUUGAUUGUGGAGAUGUUUGAGCACUUUCUGAAAUCAAUAAGGGAACAUCAUCCUGACACCAUAUUUUCAUCAAUGGUAGAUAUUAUGAGCCUUAUUUUUGAAGAAAUCGAAGAAGUUUCAGAUAACUUGCUUAAACCACUACUGUUUAGCCUUAAAAAUGACAGCGAGGGAGUUCUACCAGUGGCACGGAAAUUGGGGGAAAAAAUACUUGAGAAGUCUAGAACUAUACUCAGGCCAUAUUUGAGUAAAACCCUGCCUGAUUUGGGUGAUUCAUUAGAUAACUAUAGCCCAGUUUUGGCUGCUGUAUGUGAAGGGGCAACUGUUUUUGAGCAAAAUGAUGAGAGUGAUUUGGUGCAGCAACAGACUGAUGAGAACAAAUUGGCCAAGGAACGUUCAGAAGAGACACCACAGGCUGAUGAGAGCAAGAUUACAGUAGUAUCUUCGGAAGAGACAACUCAGGUGGUUAAAGAGACUUCAGAAAGGCCUGCAGAGACUGUUGCCACCCCCACCAGAAUUUUGAAAAUAGUUAUGAGCAAUGGAGGAAGAGUUACUUUGACUGAAAAAGAUUCAUCACCUGUUAAAGAGUCCUCAAAGAAGCCUGAAGAAGCCAUUGAACAUCAAGAUUCUAGUUUGGCUAGCAAAGCCGACAUUAAUGAUUCAGUUGCUGAGUUGGCAAAUGUAGAAUUCGACAAGGAAGGAAAUAAGAUUGAUGCCACAUUGGAAUCAGUCCAACCUUCCGAUGGUGAAAACAAAGAUGAGAGAGAAAAUGAUAUUCAAGUUUCUGUUCCAGAAUUAGAAUCAAAACCAGAAGAGACUUCCAAUAAGGAAGUAAAUAAGACUGAUGUCACCAUGACAUCAUCCGAAACUUCUGCCUCUUAUGGUGAAAGUAAAGAUGAGAAAGCCGAUGAAAAGAAAGAUGAGAAAGCUGAUGAAAAGAACGAUGAGAAAGCUGAUGAAAAGAAAGAUGAUGAAAAUAAAGAUGGGAAAAAUGAUGAAAAUAAAGAUGAGAAAGCCGAUGAAAAUAAAGAAGGGAAAAAUGAUGAAAAUAAAGAUGAGAAAGCCGAUGAAAAGACAGAUGAAAAAAAUGACGAAAUUCAAGUUUCUGUUCCAGAAGUAGAAACGGAGGUUGUAAAUGGUCCAUCACAAAGUGGAAGCCUUCUGGAGGAGAUGAAUGUUGAGAAGGUAGAGGAAUCUGAGGUGGCAAAUGCUGGUUUAGAAUCACAAAGUGGGGGCCUACAGUAUAAGAUUCAUAUUAGAAAAGGUCCUCGUUCAAAGAAAAAGAGUAUGAUUAAAGAUGAUACACCUCUGAUAGAUGUUAUAAAGAAAAAGAAGGCCGAAUCGAUCUUUCAGAAAGAUAAACUUCCGGUUCCAGCUACAACUGCCACACCAGAAGACGAGAAAAAAGCGGAUACAGUUGCUUCAGGGGCAAAAUCGGGUAAGAAAGUGGGCGGUGGCUCGGUGAAAAGGAAGCGUAAGAUGUCUGGUAAGAAAAGUGGUGGUGGAAAGUCAGGGGCAAAAAAGGCAAAAAAGCCGUUGAUUGAAAAAGAUGACGAGAGUGAUUCUUUUGAUAAACCACUGAGACAGUCUUCUGCUGGUAAAGAAGAUGAAACUGAUUCAGAUUCAAAACCAAUUAAGUUACCUGCUAUUGCUAAAAAAGGUAACAAAAACACUUCUUCUUCAGCAAAGAACAAAGAUGGAAAAAAGAACGCCUCAAGUGGUAAAAAAAAACUUGAAGAGAAGGACCAAGCAAAAUCCUUGCCUGAAGAUGAUGAUAAUGAUGCAAUUGGGAUGGAUAUUUCUCCAAAGCUUGCGGUAAAAACAGCUACAGAGGAAGGUAAAUCGGAGGAAAGCUCAAAACGAAAAAGAUCUGUUGGUAAAAAUAAUUCACAGAGUAACAAGAACGUAAAGUAUGAUGAUAGCUUGAUUGGUUUGAAGGUUAAAGUUUGGUGGCCUGAUGAUCAUAAGUAUUACGAAGGUGUUAUUGAAUCCUUUGAUUCUGCUAAAAACAAGCAUAAGGUUUCAUAUGUGGAUGGAGAUGUAGAAACAUUGAAUCUUAAAAAAGAAAAAUGGGAAAUUUUGCAAGAGUUUUCUGCACGAAAUGAGAAGAAACCCGCUGAAGUUCAUAGCACUGAUGAUGAUGAGACAUUAUCCAAAAUUAUUACUUACAAAUCAAAGGGUAAAAGUGACUCCACAAAGUCAAAGCCAAAGUCAAAGUCAAAAUCAAAGUCAACCGGUGUUGAUGAAAAAGAAUUAGAUGAUGAUGAUGCUGCUGCAGAAAAGUCAACCGAGGGUGAAAAGAGUGGGUCAAAGAAGAGAAAGAAGAUGUAGGGACCUCUCGGAUCUUCUGUGAUAUACUAGUUUUUUACAUUACAAUGGAUUGGUAGAUGUCAGUAAUUAGUUAAAGUUGAGAUAUAAGAGUAGUCAAGGUAGAAGGUAAUUGUGCUUAAAUUUGUACCUUAUAUAUAGUAGGGUAAAAUUUAGUUGUAUCUUUUGAAGACUUACAGUAGGGGGGUAAUUAGUAGGCUAAUUUCUGUUAUAAAUAGCGUUGGAUGUGUAAUGUGUUGCCUGUUAUGAUUUCUUCUAAAAACUUGGUGUUUAUUCUUGCAAAUUAUAUAUAACUUUUGCUUAUCUUUCUAAAAACA